Molecule: messenger RNA, 340 nt
Organism: Staurois parvus
Lineage: Eukaryota; Metazoa; Chordata; Amphibia; Anura; Ranidae
Source: the annotation of a GenBank genome assembly
GGGCACAGGUGGGUGGCACUGGGGGCACAGGUGGGUGGCACUGGUGGGCACAGGUGGGUGGCACUGCUGGGCACAUGUAGGUGGCACUUCUGGGCACAGGUAGGUGGCACUUCUGGGCACAGGUGGGUGCACUGCUGGGCACGGGUGGGCGGAGCUAGUGGAUGCACUGCUGGGCGGAACUUGCGGGUCUCACUGCUGGGCACCGAUCAUCAGGGCACUGAUCAUCAGUGCCCUGAUGAUCGGUGCCGAUCCCCGCUCUGACAACUGCCGGUUUCUCGGCAGUACUUUCCUCACGAUCUGACAGCGUGAGGAAAGUGCAGCCGAGAACCGGCACUUGCAU